UAAAAAUAAAAACAAAAACAAAUAAAAGAAUAAAAUAUUUUUUUAUUUUAAUAAAUAAAUAAAAUAAAUAAAUGGCACACUUCACAUGGUUGCCAUUAGUGGCGGGGGGCGUGGCCAUGACGUCAUGGGCGGUGGUUUUGGCCAGCGACGCGACGCCGAUUCCGGAGGCUAGAGGCCAGGUGGAUCAGUGGUUCGCCACCAACGUCAAGGCACUGAGCCAAAGGAAGGGCACGCUGGACCCGGCGCUCGAGGCGGCCGAGGCCAAGCCACUUGUCAUCACCGUAAAUAAGGGGGGAGGUCAGUUCCGCACGCUGACGGAAGCGUUGAGGAGCAUACCGGCGGGGAACAGCAGGAGAGUGAUCAUAAGAAUGGGACCCGGAGAAUACAGAGAGAAGGUGACGAUCGAUAGGAACAAACCCUUCAUCACGCUGCUCGGAAACCCCAAGUCCAUGCCCGUCAUCACCUUCGACGGCACCGCCGCCAAGUACGGCACCGUCGACAGCGCCACCCUCAUCGUCCUCUCCGAUUACUUCAUGGCCAUCAACGUCAUCGUCAAGAACACGGCACCGGCGCCGGACGGGAAGACGAAGGGAGCGCAGGCGCUGGCGAUGAGGAUAUCGGGAAACAAAGCGGCGUUCUACAACUGCAAGUUCUACGGAUACCAAGACACCGUCUGCGACGACACCGGAAGCCAUUUCUUCAAAGACUGUUACAUCGAAGGAACCUUCGAUUUCAUCUUCGGCAGCGGAACCUCCCUCUACCUGAGGACGCAGCUGCACGUGGUGGGGGAUGGGAUAAGAGUGAUAACAGCGCAGGCGGGGAAGAGCACGGCGGACCAGAGCGGGUACUCGUUCGUACACUGCAGAGUGACGGGAACUGGGGAAGGAAUCUACUUGGGUCGGGCUUGGAUGACUCACCCUAAGGUUGUCUACGCCUAUACCGAGAUGACAAGUGUCGUCAACCCAUCUGGUUGGCACCAUAACCCCGACAUCUCUCGCGACAAGACGGUGUUCUACGGGGAGUACAAGUGCUAUGGACCAGGGUCACUGAAGCACAAGAGAGUGCCGUACACUCAGGACUUGGACGCAACAGAAGCUCGUCGUUUCCUGACACUUGGUUACAUCCAAGGUUCCAAGUGGCUCCUCCCUCCUCGUGCCUUCUAAUCCAAUUCUUUUUUUUUUUUUAUAGAAAAAACACCUCCACAUAAAAAUUAUUACAAGAAAUUGUACAAAAAAAGAGGCCUGUAAUGGUCGGUUUUUCCAGUUCUUUUUUUUGGUUUCCUCUGGUAUGGCAAAUUGAGUAUAUGAAGCUCUCUCUCUCCAUGUUGAAGGAGUAGAAGCUUAUGAAAUUUUGUUUCUAAUAAAAAUUCUACUUAUGGA
Messenger RNA from Tarenaya hassleriana, 1379 nucleotides. RefSeq names its product pectinesterase PPME1-like. Gene Ontology annotation, molecular function: pectinesterase activity. The coding region runs from base 72 to 1163 and encodes 363 amino acids. The record is from RefSeq and is a predicted model, not a curated record. Gene Ontology annotation, biological process: cell wall modification. Lineage: Eukaryota; Viridiplantae; Streptophyta; Magnoliopsida; Brassicales; Cleomaceae. The transcript is spliced from 4 exons.